Cryptotermes secundus is the source of this 2682-nucleotide messenger RNA. Its product is annotated as zinc finger MYND domain-containing protein 11. Lineage: Eukaryota; Metazoa; Arthropoda; Insecta; Blattodea; Kalotermitidae. The coding region runs from base 520 to 2490 and encodes 656 amino acids. The record is from RefSeq and is a predicted model, not a curated record. Gene Ontology annotation, molecular function: DNA binding; transcription corepressor activity; protein binding. Gene Ontology annotation, biological process: regulation of transcription elongation by RNA polymerase II. The transcript has 12 exons.
AGUUAUUUGCUACGAGAUGAAGAUCGGGAAGAAUUAGGUUGUAAUUUCUUUUUCUUUAGUUGAUCUGAGUGCGUUGUGUAUCAAUGUACUUUGUUUCUAGCCGGAGUUUCGGAAUAUCUGUUGGGAUAGGACUGAAACGUAAGAAAUGCUUCUUUUAGUGUUUAAAAUGCUUUUUGUUGAGAAGCAAGUGCACAUUAAAAUAUUGUUUCAGAUUGAGUAAGAACCGUGUUCUUCUUUGUUCGUUUAAUGUGAGAUUUCCAGAUGGGUGAAAUACAUUGAUGUUUUUAUAAAUGGAAAGGAGUAGGGACAGUUCGAAGUCUCGAGAGCAAGGUUAAGUGUGACAUAAUUUAUUGCUUUAUUCUUGCCGUUUCUUCUAUACAAACUCAAAACAACAGGAGAGUGUUUAAAUGAUAAACGUUCAUCCGUAAUAUUACUGAGAGCCAUAAUAAUCUGACCAUUCUGUGAAGGAAGUUCGUUUUGUGAAACUAGCAUUUAUUUAGGCUUUUGAAAUAGUUCAACAUGAAUAACAAAAUAACCAAUAAAAACCUCUUCUCAGCCAUGUCUCGCCGCAGAGUUGCUUGCCCUCAGAUCACACAGCAUCUCUGGGAUGCUAUUAAAGUAAUACGCAGUCAGCGGCAGAUACCUAAUGUGACCAGAAUAACACGGUACAUGUCCCGUGUGCAUGGGGCCAAAGAAGAUGAAGUCCGGCGCCAGUUGAACCACUGUGUCCGCGAUGGUUUGGUGCGUCUUAUCAAGAGGAUGGGAGUUAAAGGCUCGAAGAUAGGUGUUGAGCAGGAGGGGUACCGGCUUCCACAAGACACGCUGGUGAAGGAUGACCAUGACUGGUACUGUUUUGAGUGCCAUGCAGGUGGUGAUGUGAUCUGCUGCACCAGUUGUCAUCGUGUGUACCAUGUGUCUUGUCUUGCUAAGGAGGAGGUGCUUCAGGAGGAUGUCAAGAACACAUUUGUGUGCCCAGUUUGCAAGAUGAAGGAGGAGCAGAAGGACGAUAAGCCAAAACUGAAAGUUCGACAGUUGAACCACUUGUUAGGGUUUACGUGCGCUCGUCUUAAGGAGAGGCUUCCUGCAACUAUAACCGAUCGCCAGGUUCCAAGCAAGAGCUCGUUUAUAUCGGACCGGUCAGGGGCACUCAGCCAGCUGGCACAGCAGAGGAGAGCUAGCAGUGGUUCCAUUCCAAGUGACCAUCCAGCGGGCCUCAACUUGGUAAUGGAUGAUGCUGACCUCUGGCGUGUGGACUAUCUCAUCUAUAGGCCCAUGGACCUUCGCACCAUGGAGAUCAAGGCUUCCAACAACAAAUACCGCAGCCUGCAAGAGUUCCGUGCUGAUGCUGAAACAGUUGUUCACAAUGUUGUCAUUUACCAUGGAGUGCACAGCAUCCUGGCUGACAUGGCACGACAGAUGCUGCGGGACUGUAUCUAUGAUUUGCAGGAGAUACGACAGUGCCGUGAUUGUUACCGUGUCUCCAAUGAGAAGACAGACAAGCACUGGUUCUGUCAGCCGUGUCGCCCACCACAUCAGCUCGUGUAUGCCAAGCAGAAAGGUUUCCCUUACUGGCCUGCUAAGGUGAUCAAAAUGGAUGGGGAACAUUAUGAUGUUCGGUUCUUUGGAGGACAUCACCAGCGUGCAUUGAUUGAGAAGUCCCACAUUCGCUCCAUCUCGGUCAACAUCCAUACUCUGCAGGUAAAGCGCACCUCCUCUUGGAACAAGGCUUGCGAAGAACUGAAGCGCCAUCAAGAUCUGCUGGAGAAAUUGCGCAACAAUGCACGUACUCAUCCUGACUCCAGCUCUGAUGAAGAGGAUGAUGAUGAUGAUGACGAUGACGACGAUGACAACAAUGAUGGUGAUGGAGAAGAAGAGAGUGAGUCUGAGAGUCGUCCACGUAAAUCAUCUUGCUCCCAUAAAUCCCAGGAGGGAGUUCGAGAGCGCAGAGAGGGGAAGGUGUACAAAGAAAAGACUGAACAGAAAUUGGCAGCAGAAGUAGAGUUGGGGGGUAGGGUGUCACCUGAGGAAGAGGAGAGCUCCAUUUCAUCUACGAGCAAGCCAGUGACAGACACGAAGGAAGGAGUAUCCCAAGAAGACAUGGUGAGUUCGUCCUGUCAGGAGCCUCGUUCUCGUUCCGUUUCUGUGCAGACUUCGCCUCGUCUCAUAAAAAAUUCAAAUAAGAAGUCGGGUGCUCUCAGAGACUCAACAGACAGAUCAAGCAAGGAUGUUACUGAUAAGUUGCGGUGUGAAAUGGAGGCAGAGAAGCAGAGAGCACUGCAAGAGCUUGAGGAGCAGAUGAGGCUGGAGUUGCAGGACUUGACAGAGAAGCACAAACAGGCAAUUUCUGAGAUCAAGAAGAAACAGUGGUGCUACAACUGUGAGAGUGAAGCUAUCUAUCACUGCUGUUGGAACACCGCAUACUGCAGCAUUGAAUGCCAGCAGCUUCACUGGCAGAAGGAGCACAAGCGCGUCUGUCGUCGAAAGCGCUGAGAGGUGGGAGUACUCUAAAUGUAGGUGCCACACGUACAAAAGUUGGAGCAAAUCAGUGAACCCAGUAUUAAAUAUAUGUGUAACAUGAAGUUCAUGCCGAAUUCUCAUGUUUGAAACAUGCUUUUUGCAGUUUCUGAUGCGCACUUAUUAAGGUGCAUGCACUUACUAGGGUUUUUAAAAAAAUAACGCCUG